Messenger RNA from Papaver somniferum (opium poppy), 1797 nucleotides. RefSeq names its product ABC transporter B family member 11-like. Gene Ontology annotation, cellular component: membrane. Lineage: Eukaryota; Viridiplantae; Streptophyta; Magnoliopsida; Ranunculales; Papaveraceae. The record is from RefSeq and is a predicted model, not a curated record. The transcript is spliced from 6 exons. The annotation marks the transcript as partial. Gene Ontology annotation, molecular function: ATP hydrolysis activity; ABC-type transporter activity; ATP binding. Gene Ontology annotation, biological process: transmembrane transport.
GUCAAACCCAAAAUAAGAAAGAUUAUGAAGGAGAAGAAGAAGAAGAAGAAGAAGAUGAUUAAUGGCGAUAACAUGACAGCUGAAUUACCAAUGGCAAUGGAUGAUAAAGUUACAGUAAUUAGAGCUGUUCCAUUUCUAAAGCUAUUCGCAUUUGCUGAUUCUAAAGAUAUCCUCUUGAUGGUAAUUGGCACAAUUGCAGCCUUUGCAAAUGGUUGGUCGAUGCCUCUUCUGACCAUUCUUUUUGGGAAACUUGUAAAUACCUUUGGACAAGGUACAGGUCCAAGCACAGAUGGUUUACUUAAGCAGGUUUCAGGGAUAUCACUGGAACUUGUUUAUUUGGCUCUGGGGUCUGGCGUGGCGUCAUUCUUACAAUUGGCUUGUUGGAUAGUCACAGGGGAAAGACAAGCAUCAAGAAUUAGAAGUUUGUACUUGAAAACUAUACUAAGUCAAGAUAUUGCCUUCUUUGAUAACGAAACAAAUGCAGGAGAAGUUGUAGGGAGAAUGUCAGGUGAUACUGUUCUCAUUCAAAAUGCAAUUGGCGAAAAUGUGGGAACAUUUGUUCAACUUCUAGUGACAUUUCUAGGAGGUUUUAUGGUUUCAUUUUACAAAGGAUGGCUUCUCACUCUAAUUAUGUUAUCAUCUAUUCCUCCUCUCGCUAUCACUGGGGCUGCCGUGGCCAUUGUUGUUGCCAAGAUGGCUUCUCGCGGACAAGAGUCUUAUUCCCAAGCUGCAAUAGUCGUUGACCAAACAAUCGAAGCAAUCAGAACAGUUGCAUCAUUUACAGGGGAAUAUGAAGCUAUUAGAAGAUACAACAAAGCCUUAACAAGUGCUUAUAAAUCUGGUGUUCAAGAGGGCUUAGCUGCUGGAUUAGGGCUUGGUUCAGCUUUAUUUAUAGUGCUGUGCACAUUUUCCUUAGCUACUUGGUUUGGUGCAACUAUGGUAAUUGACAAAGGUUAUACCGGUGGAUCUGUCGUUAGCGUAAUCAUUAUUGUGUUGGUUAGCUCCUUGUCCAUAGGGCAAGCAUCUCCAUGCUUGACUGCAUUUGCUGCUGGACAAGUUGCUGCCUUCAAGAUGUUUGAGACGAUAAACCGAAAACCGGAGAUUGAUGCAAAUGACACAGCUAAUGGAAUCAUAUUAGAUGAUAUUCGUGGAGAUAUUGAGUUAAGUGAUGUAUAUUUCAGCUAUCCAACUAGACCAAAGGAACUAAUUUUUGAUGGAUUCUCUUUGUGUAUACCAAGUGGUACUACUUCAGCUUUAGUUGGACAAAGCGGUAGUGGAAAAUCAACUGUGAUUAGCUUAAUUGAAAGAUUUUAUGAUCCACAAAAAGGAAAAGUUCUUAUUGACGGUGUAAACCUUAAGGAGCUUAAGUUAAGAUGGAUAAGAGAAAAAAUUGGACUAGUCAGCCAAGAACCUGCACUAUUUGCUUGUAGCAUUAAGAAUAAUAUUGCAUAUGGAAGAGAUGGUGCAACUCUUGAAGACAUCAAAGCUGCGGCUGAACUUGCCAAUGUUGCCAAAUUUAUCGACGAACUACCCGAGGGUCUUGACACAUUGGUUGGCGAGCAUGGAACUCAGUUAUCUGGCGGGCAAAAGCAGAGAAUUGCUUUAGCUAGAGCUAUUUUAAAAGAUCCAAAAAUCCUACUUCUAGAUGAAGCUACAAGUGCGCUUGAUGCGGAAUCUGAACGGAUUGUUCAAGAGGCAUUAGAUAGGGUAAAGGUAAACCGAACUACUAUCAUUGUCGCCCAUCGGCUAAGCACCAUAAAGAAUGCAGAUAUGAUUGCUGUUAUUCAUCAAGGAAAA